CGCACGCCGCGCGCGCCCGCCCGCCCGCCCCAGUGCUAUAAAGGGAAGGCGGGCUGAGCGCUCCGCAAGCUCCGUCCGGCGUUUUGCAUCCACUUUCAUCGACUCGUACGGUCGCUUGUCAGACCCUCAGCCGCCAAAAUGGUGAAGCAGAUCGAGAGCAAGAUUGCUUUUCAGGAAGCCUUGGUUGGUGCAGGGGAUAAACUUGUAGUAGUUGACUUCUCAGCCACGUGGUGUGGGCCUUGCAAAAUGAUCAAGCCUUUCUUUCAUUCCCUCUCUGAGAAGUAUUCCAAUGUGGUGUUCCUUGAAGUAGACGUGGAUGACUGUCAGGACGUCGCUUCAGAGUGUGAAGUCAAAUGCAUGCCGACCUUCCAGUUUUUUAAAAAGGGACAGAAGGUGGGUGAAUUUUCUGGAGCUAAUAAGGAAAAACUUGAAGCCACCAUAAAUGAAUUAAUCUAAUUAUGUUUUAUGAAAAACAUAACCAGCCCUUGGCUGUUGAAAACUUGUAAUUUUUUUUUUAUUUACAAAAGUAAAGAUCAAGUAUGAAGACUCUAUACCCAACUGCCGCCUGAUUAUAAGUGACAAUAAAAUAUUAAUUCUGCCCUUUUUAAAACUGUCUGGUGUCUUUGAAUAGCUUUCAGAAUAAAUGAAAUGUGGCCAUUAAAUGACA
Molecule: messenger RNA, 667 nt
Organism: Mustela lutreola (European mink)
Lineage: Eukaryota; Metazoa; Chordata; Mammalia; Carnivora; Mustelidae
Gene: TXN
Product: thioredoxin
Exons: 5
Coding region: 139-456 (105 amino acids)
Molecular function (GO): protein-disulfide reductase activity
Source: RefSeq, a predicted model, not a curated record